Cinara cedri is the source of this 10409-nucleotide messenger RNA. NCBI's taxonomy places the organism in Eukaryota, Metazoa, Arthropoda, Insecta, Hemiptera, Aphididae. The record is from the annotation of a GenBank genome assembly.
AUGACCACGUUAUUUAUGUCGCACAGUUCGCAACAAAUUAUCGACUGUUCGAUGGCAUAUGGAAAUCUAGGCUGUUCUGGGGGAUCAUUAAAAAACACACUGCAGUACCUUCAAAAAGUCGGCGGGAUCAUGCAAGGAUUCGAUUAUUCAUAUAAAGCGAAGGUACUUAGGUUGGAAUUUAUAAAUAUAGAUUUAUUUUGUUGUUAUAAUUUUAUAAAAAAUUGUUAUUACUAAAAAUUAAAAAUGAUAAAAUCUUCAAAAUAUUUCUAAAACUAUAAUUUUGGCAUAAAAAUGCUAAGAGUAGAUUUUGAAAGUCAAAAUGUCUACUAAAAUGCACAUAGAACAUUCUUAAAGGACUACACACAGAAAAUAUUUUUAUGAAAACUAACUAAAUAAUAAAAUACUAUUACACUAAAGCUCUCGUGCAAACCGCUAUCGAUAACAUUUCUCAUUGGUCGAAGAGAACUGGCUUCAAAUUUUCUCCAUCAAAAUGCAAAACAAUUCUUUUCUACCGAAAAAACAAAAUUCUUUCCCCUGCAAUUAAAAUGCAAGAUUCAAUUCUUGCACAAACCAACAGCAUCCGACUUUUAGGACUAACCUUUGACCACAAACUAAAAUAGACCGCACAUCUAAAACAGCUGAAAACAAAUUUAUAAAAAGAAUUAAAUAUAAUUAAAAUUAUAAGCCACAAAUAAUGGGGUGCAGAACGCAAAACCCUUCUCGUCCUCUUUAACUCUCUUAUACAAUCAAUACUUGACUACAGCUCCAAAAUUUACGGCUCAGGAAAUCUCUAACACUCUUAAAUUACUUAACUCUAUACAUAACGCUGAAAUCAGACUGGCUUCUGGAGCUUUCAGAACUAGCCCAAUUGAUAGCCUACUUGCGAGUCCGGCAUCCUUCCAUUGGAUUUUAGACGCAAAUACCUUUCCGAUAAUACGCAGCUAAAAAAAUUUCAACACCCUAAACCAAAAUGAAAUAAAUAGUCAUAAAACCUCCCCGAACUCAUAACUAUAAACCACUAUACGUUAAAAUAAACGACAUUCAAGAAGAAAUAUCUGUUAAUAUCAACAGCACAAAACCCAUUGAAAGUCCCUCUCCAUUUCCCCCAUGGCAUACCAACCUUAUUGAAGUCAACACUGAUCUUAAAACAUUCGAAAAAAACUUUACACCACACAGACAAAUCAUCAAUUCGUUCCACGAAAUAAUAAACUAUAACUUCAACAGUUUUUACCAAAUAUAUACAGACGCUUCUAAAUCCCCAAAUCAAACUGGUUUUGCUAUCAUACAUACGUCACAAAAUAUCUUGUUCGAACUUCCUCAAUUUACCAGCAUCUACGCAGCAGAAAUUCUAGCAAUUUUCGAAGCACUAUCAAAAUCUUCACUAUCCGUAACACACAGUGAUAUCAUAAUACUAAGUGGCUCUGUGAGUGCUAUAUUAGCUAUAUCGAACACCAACACAAAAUGCAACAUUGCCCAAAGUAUCCAGUACAAAAUACGCGCUUCCAUCAAAACUAUAAAAAUAAUGUGGAUCCCAUCACACAUCGGAAUCCCGGGCAAUGAAUUUGCUUUCAUCUUGUCUCAUAAGCAGCUAUACUCCCCAACAUCCAAAUAUACAAACAUAUACCAUACGAAAAUAUCACCGUAGUCCUUAAAAAUAAGCUCCACGCCCUAUGGCAAUCCCAAUGGGAAAAACAAACAUCAAACAAACUUCUCCAAAUAAAACCCUUCAUCUAGGCAUGGCCGGAGCCAAAAACCAAUAACUUCAACAGACAAGAUGAAGUAAUAAUUACUAUAAUUCAACAAAAUUUAAUUAUUACUAGUUUAAAUCAUAAUCAAAUUAUUAUACAAAUUUAUCGUUCAAUGAACGGUGCAAAGAAGCCAUAGAAAGUCGCAUAGAAACAAUAUUAAAAAUGAUACGAGACCUAACUUCUGAAAAUAAAGAAGAAUUUGUUAAAAACAUAAAAGAUGCAAGCAAAAUAAUAAGGUAGGAAAAAAGAACAGCCGAAAAAUGUCUUACUCAAAAAAUAAAAGAACUUAGGCUCAAUCAAAGGUUGUUCUUCAAAAAUGCAGAUCGAUAAAUGAAGGUUUUAAGGCUCAAACUCGUACGGUCAAGGACCACGAUGGAAACCUGAUAACGAAUGAGAAGGUAUCAUCCAGAAGUUUUAAGCACAUUUUAAAAACAUUCUAAAUGUCGAACAAAAAAUAAGGGAGAAAAAUGUAAGUAUUAUAUAUCAUAAUGGCACAUGCUCUCCUAGAGCAAACUAACCGUGAGGAGGUAGAUAAUAUAAUCGCGACCUUAAAAAACAACAAAGCCCCCGGUGAAGAUAAUAUCAACUCUGAGCUAUUAAAGUUCGGUACUCAACAACUUGUGACCAAAAUUCACGAGCUACUUAAAGAAAUAUGGGAUGCUAAUCUAAUAUUUGGAGAUUGGAAAACAGCCGAAAUCUUUCGCAGGUUCAAAAAAGGCGACCCUUUGGAUACAAGCAAUUACCGGUGGAUUGCGCUUCUAGACAUAUGCUACACAAUCCUAUCCCUGGCAUUAUUACGCAGGUUGGAGGUAUACUCUAGAGACUUAAUAGGAGACUAUCAAAGUUGUUAUUUGAGAGGGAAGUCCACCUCUAACCAUAUUUUCANGGGUUACGAUAGCAUAGUUCGAAAUGAACUGUGGGCGGCCAUAGAAGAAUUUUGAAUCCCGAAGAAACUUAUCGAUCUCAUAUAAGCUUGCAACACGCAUACAGUGUGCAAUGUGAAAUGAAACUGAGUGGACAGACCUUGUAUGGAAUUCAAAUAGAAUUCUAAAGAAAGCACUGGAAGGAUAAGUCAAUGGAAAUAGACCUAGGGGCCGCCAUAGACAGGGUUAGCGAAGAUUUAAAGCAACUAUAAAUAACGGGUAACUGAGGCACGGCAUUAACAUAUAUAAAUCGCCCAAAACAUCGUCUGAUCAAACAAGUCCACCACGAUUAAAUCAGAGCAAUUUUUCGAUACAUCUGUAUUUUGUUAUUUGGACUUGUACAAUUAUUUUGAAUUUUAAUUUUUGGAUUUUAGUGAAUUUUGUUGUUUUUAAUUAUUUGGAUUUGGUGUAUUUUUAAAGAUUUAUUUUAAAUGAAAUUGUGUUUUACAUUGGAAAUAUUAAUUUUAAGUUAUAAAUCGAGUUGGAGUUCAAUAAUUUUAACAUUUUCCUCAAAUUCACUAUUCUUAAGUUGGGUCUGUUACAAAAUUGGCGCAGUCAGUAGGAUUUGUGCAUAAAGUACGAAAUCCGUAUUAAUUUGAAAUUUCACCAGAAAACCAACAGAGGAAAUUAACACAGCAGGAUCAAACAACGCAACCGCCUUUUAUAAGUUUAUGUCAUGCAUGGAAAGAUACAGAAGAAAUUUUGUAAACCUAGGGAAAAUUAAUGAUUUAUUGAUAUAAUUGAGAAUCUAUGAAUCCAGAUAAAAAGGAAUAUGUGGUAAAGAGAAAUCGUCUGCCUUGGAAUUAGUUACACUAUUGAAAAAUAAACAAAAAUGGUCAAUUAAUAAAUUCAGAAGAAGCAAAGUGUGAAUUAAAAAGUAAAGAAUUAAUGUUUAAAGUAAAUGAUAAGAAUUGAAUAAAUAAGAAUUAAAUGACCAAAGAAAAAUUAAAGAGAACAUAAGAGAAUUAAAUGUCCAAAAUGAAAGUGAUAAAGAAUGACCACUAGAUUCAGAAUCUUAGAGAAAAAUAAUUACUUGUAGUCAGUUAACAAAACAGAACAUACCCAGUUAGAAUUUGAGUAAAUGUGAAUCGAAAAGAUAUGAUAUGAUCGUGUAAAAAUAAUAUUAGAUAAUAUAUAGUGUAGUAACAGUGAAUAAUAUAGCCUAGUGCACUAUUAUAACACUGCUCUGCGUGUUAUUAUAAUAUUAUACACGACAUUAUUUUUGUAUUUUUCACAUAAAACGUUGGUAGAUAAAAGUUUGAUAAGUUAUUUAUAGAUUUCACUACCAAUAUGCCUAUAUAAUAUACAACGGCAGCGCACUUGCAUUAUACAAUUUUAUUUUCCAGUUUUCUAACAUAAUAUUUAUAAUUUUUAAUAAUUGACAAUACACAUGGUAAUUUAAUUUAAAUACUUAUGUUUGUGGCUCUUUCCCAAUUUCUUCCCAAGCAGUUUGUCGUAUAUGCUGAUCACGAUAAUCAUGUGAGCCAUGAUUAUAUAGAAAUUCAUGCUCUCUAACUUUUUCAAUUAAUUGUUCGUUCAUUUCGAAUACAGAAAUACUGAACUCCGAAAAAAUGUAUGUUAACGUGACAUUUCGUGAAUCGGAAAUGUGUGAGAUUAUUACUCCCGUAAAAUAAUGUACAGAGUAAUCGGCAGCGGCGAAAUUAUGACGUCUCGCUUAUUUUUCAAAUGACAACCGCAGGGUAAAUAAUAGUUGUAAUUAUUUUUUAAUGGUAUCUCUGUUUUGAUUUAACUUGACACUAUAUUUUAUGAUAGUCUUAUUUUUUUUAGAGUUGGACCUUUAACAUUAACUCAAUUUUUUUUCAAUAUACCUGUUUAUAUUCCUAUAGCUUUAUUGUGGGGAGUUUAUAGAAAUUUUAAUGGGUAUGUUCAAAGCUAAAAAAUUAAUCUUAAAACAUGUGAAAAUUCUGAUUGAAAUCACCACCACCUUUAUCAAUUAAAUUCACCUAUAAAAAAUUUCCAAAUUUGAGCGCAGAAAAUGUACUUACUUUAGGAAAAUUGUUCUAACAAUAUUAUAUUUUCAGAAAACAUUGUGCCACUUCAAAAAAUAUAAAGCUAUGGCUCAAGUUACAAAAAUUUCAAUCUUGCCACCAUAUGAUGAACACAUAUUAAAAGCAGCUGUAGCACUCAUAGGACCAAUAAGCGUAUCUAUAAACGCUAGCCCAAAAACAUUUCAAUUGUAUUCGUAAGUAUAGUAUUAAAACAAUUUGCUUAUUCGUAGGUUUCAAAUAUGUUCUAAAAUACUUAACCAACUACCCUUGGUUAUACAAAUCUGAUAAUUUGAUUACACGUUAUGUAUCUUGAUAAUUUAUAAUUUUGUUUUAAUUAUCAUCAUCAUUAUCAUAUUAUUAUUACUCACAUUAUCACAUCAUAUUAUUUACCAUUUCAAAAGUUUAAAAUAAAAUAAUUAGAAAAAUAAAAAAUUAAUUUUUGACAUUCGUUCAAACAAUUAAGUUAAAAAAUAUUUAAAAUAAAAACAUUUUAAAAUAUUUAAAUAUGUGACCAAUAAAUAGUUCCCACUUGUGUAAUUAUGUCGGAGCUUAUUAUUUCGCUGCCUUCAUCUAUCUCGUCACCAUUCAUUUCACUGUAGUUCUUUUAGCUGCCAUUCAUUUCGCCGCCAUCGUUUAGCCACGAGAUGUUUUUUUUUCGUUUGAAACUUAUACCGGGUCUACACAGAGAUGACAAAAUUAAAACAAAAUAGAAACUCUAUGUUUUUCGACAAAAUAAAUCAUUUUCAAACCAAUUGUGUUUUUUCCAACAAAUUGUUUGUGUUUUUAAUAACAAAAUCAUGUCCCGAGCGGUGUCGGUAAAUAUUAAAAAGUUUUAGUUUUGUUAUUGUUUUUAUGAACAUUGUCGAACGUGUGUGACAAUGUUUUUAAAACGACCAACAGACAAUAGUUAUCGAAAUUUCGCGAACAAUACCAAUUUGGUUAUUUAUAAAAAUAUAUUUAUUAUAUACGAGGUCUAAUCAAAAAUUAUCGAAACUGAUAAGAUAAAUCGUAAACCGGUUUGAGUAUGAACUUGCACGUGCUAUAUUAAUCAAACUUUGUAUGUUGGGAAAAUAUAUUAGGCAUAAAUUAGAUUAAAAUUGUCUCAGUCGGCUUCUAGGUGCGAUUAAGUAAAGUGUGUUUUUACGUCCUGUCAGAUUUCAUUAUGAGCGAAAAUAUUGAACAACGAGUGUGCAUUAAAUUUUGCCAUAAACUGGGAUAAACGGCUACUGAAACCUACCAAAUGUUAUUGUUAGCUUAUGGAGAUGAAACCAUGUCCCGUAUUCGCGUUUUUGAAUAGUUAAAAUGAUUUAAAGAGGAUAGAACAACUGUUAAAAGUGAUAAACGUGAAGGACGCCCGUUAACAAGCCGCAACGAGGAAAUGGUUCAAAAAAUAUGAACAGCAAUACGAGGUAACCGUCGUUUGACAAUUAUGGAACUUAAUAAUGAGUUUCAAAUCUCAUUCGGAUCAGUUUAAACCAUAUUGACGACUGAUUUAGAUAUGAGAAGAGUUGCUGCCAAAUUUGUUCCAAAACUGCUCUCAGAUGAGCAAAAAGAAAACCGAAAAGAGAUCGCCAUUGAUUUGCUAGAGUGUUCCGAAUCUGAUAAUUUUUUUUUAAAAUCAAUUAUAACUGGUGACGAGACUUGGGUAUAUGGCUACAAUCCAGAAACAAAGGUACAAUCUUCGCAGUGGAAGACACCUGAUUCACCACGACCCAAAAAAGCUCGUCAAGUUCGGAGUCAAGUGAAGGUUAUGUUGACUGUUUUUUCGACUACCAAGGUGUUGUUCAUCAUGAGUAUGCUCCAAAAGGACAGANAAAAAGACCUGAGAGUCUGGUAGUUGAAAAUUGCAUCACGAUAAUGCACCAGCCCAUUCAGCCCAUAUUGUGCAGCAGUUUUUGGCCAAACAUGAUAUCCCAGUUGUUUCUCAACCCCCCUAUUCACCAGACCUAGCUCCAUGUGAUUUUUUUUUAUUCCCAAAGAUAAAAAUAGCACUUAAGGGUAAACGUUUUCAAGAUGUAGAUGAAAUAAAACAAAAUGCGACGGAGCAGCUGCGAGGAGUUUCUAAAACUGACUUCCAGAGGUGUUUUCAAAAAUGGCAGGAACGUUGGAGAACAUGUAUAGACUCAGAUGGAGCAUAUUUUGAAGGAGAUUGAAUGUAAAUAUCUUUAUCUAAUAAAUAUGUAUAUUUUUUAUUAACAGUCUCGAUACUUUUCGAUUAGACCUCGUAAUUAUAAAUUCGUUGUCUACCAUUUAGUAUCAAUUGGUCUGUCCUACUGUUGACGUACACGACACGUGUGUGUUUGAUUUCAUUAUUCAAAAAUAAAGUAAUUAGUUUUAUUUUGUUUAAUUUCAACUAUUCGAUGCAAUUAGGUACAGAUAAAAAAUGAUAAGAAAACUUAUAAGUUGAAGUUUUCAGAGAGUUAGAACUCGGAAGACAUACCGAAUGACCACGAAUAAACGAAAUAAAACGACGAAUUCAUUUUUCUGUAUGGAUAGUCUUAGAAGAUAAGAUCGAACAACUUUCUACCCUUAUGCUUAUUACAAUAUUUUUUUCAUUUAAUGGUGGAAAAGAGGUUUCCUGUAUUGCCACAAAAGCGCUGCUGGGCCGACUUAUUUUGAGGUUAAGAACAGCCCGUCAAAUGAAUUAUUUAAAUUACUAAGAUUGGAUUAUUCUAUUAUAAUAUUAUUGUUUUAUUUAUGUUGUAUCGAUUUAUGUCAAUAAUCGAUAAUUCUAACAUAAUUGAUAUAAACAUUGCAAACUGCGCAUUACGACAUUAGACAAGUCUUGAUUCUUCAUCGCCUAGCCUAAACUACAUAAAUAGCUAUUGUUGUAGGAAUCCGCUAAGAAAAAAUUAUCAAAAAUUCAAACCUUAUAUGGAAGAGUAAAAUAUAAGAUUUAAGGUAAUUUGGUACGAAUAUUUAAUUGCUUAUUUAUUUAUUUAUGUUUAUUCAAGGGUUACCUUAAUUUUACAGAAAAUACAAUUAUUAUAAUUGCUAUUAUUUACAUCAUUAAAAUUUUUACAAUUGAAAACAUUUAGUCCUCCAAUGGUGUACCCACUUUCCAUCUAUUUGUUUUCAUUUAAUUCUGACACGGUCAAAAUCUAAAAGAUCGCUGUAUACUAAUUCUGUCCCAAUACCUGAACGGAGAGAAAAAAUGUUUUAAUGUUAAAUGAUUCUUAUUGUUUAUAUCAACGACAAUGGUUAUUAGAUUAACAAAUUGGUUUACAUUAUUGGAAGUUAUUAUUUACAUUGUAUAAGUUUGUACAUUUUUAUUUUUUUGAGGUUGGUAGUAAUGUUUUUGACGUCUGAUACUGGCAAAAUGACAAAUGAAGUUGGUAAUUGGUCAAUGAUAUUUUGGAUAUCUGUGAAACCGAAGUCUUGUAAAUUAGGUAUCUAAAUAUUGCAAAUGGUUAGUUUUUAUUUGGUAGAAAUCCUUACUGCAAUAGCUUCUAGAUUAGAAGUUAAGUUUGUUCUGUGGGAUAUUGUACGUUAACAAAAGUGGCUACUACUCCAUUAGCUCUGACUGCAUUUGUUCUAUUUUUGAAAAAUGUUUUAUAAUUUUUUAGAGACCUUGAUUUGUUAUUAAUAAAAUUAGUUUCUUGUAUACACAGGACUAUUGGAGAAAGUUUAUUUAUGUUGAGUUUUAUUUAAUAAAUUAUCGAAUAGAAUCCGUUUGGAUUCCAUUGGAUGAUAUGGUAUUUGUUUAUAUUCAUAUUGUUGUUAGUGUUAUUAAAUUUAACUAUUGUUAUAUGUUUUAACUAGUGAGUUGCAAUUUUCUGAAUAGGUUGAUUAAACAUUAAAACAUUAUUAAGUAGGGGCAAAAUUUGGAAUAGUAGAUUAGACAGUUUGGUUUUAAUACUGCUAUCUAUGAGUUUAAGAUGAAGAGUUUCUAUAAAUAAUUGUAGAUUUGCUACAUUAAUUCCAGUAAUUCCAAAAACUCACAGUAUAUUAAUGUUGAUGUUUUUAAUUGAUACCGAUUCUAAGAUGUAUUAUUAUGGUUGAUUGGUGAGUCAGAAGUGACAUGUAUCCAUGUGCAUGUAUCCAGUGUAGGAUACAGUUGUUCAUCGUUGACCAACGUUGAGAAACCUAAAUUCAAGUGGAAUUUUUAAUUUAAAUUUGUUCAAAUGGAUUUACUAUUUUUUUUUCUCUUGGGUUAGAUGAUGAUAGUCCCACUAAUCCUGCUGCCCCUGAAAUUCUGAACUAUUUAAAGUUUUGAAUAGCUCCUUGGCUUGUUUCUUUGUAAAAUAUGUAGGCGUUUACAGAUUAAACAUCCAUGAAAUGGAAAAAAUUCUGUGCUACCAUCUGUGCUUUCCUAUCUAACUUUUAAUAUGAUUUCAACAUGUUAGUAUAAUCCAUAUGACCAAUAUGUUUAUUAUAAUCUUUUACAGCAACAGGACAAGUUAAAAUGUUAGAUGAUUCGUCAUGGUUUUAGAUUCCGAGUGUAACGAGGGAACUAUUGGUUUAACUAAGAUGUUUAUUUAUUUUUUAUUUUUUCUUCUUCUUCUAGUCUGUGGGCACGUUUUUUCCCAGUGAACAUGCUCCGUUUUUUACGUGUAACAAUUUCUCUAAAAGCUCAAGUUGUCUAGAUGGUGCAUUAAAAAAAUUAUUUUUAUAUUUUUGGUGCUAUUUUUUAAAUAAAACCACUUAAGUGCAAAAAAACUUAGGAAAACUUACAAUUUCAUGAUUUAUUAUUUUAUAAAAACAUGGACGACCUUUUCUAUCAGAUGAAAUGAUUUAAUCGAAAAAUCACAAGACAUCUUUUUUGUUGCCUCUUUGUUUUACUUUCUUACGGUCUCGAAGAAAGAAAGAAAGAAAGGAAAUGAAGAAAUAAGCAGCAUAGUUAGAAUAGUUAGCAUAGAAGACAUUCAAAGGAGAUAAGAUCGAAUGGCUAGAUGUAACGAGUAUUCGGAUAUGAAAACUUUGACAUUAAAGAGGAAAGAGUGGAAGUUAAUCUUUUCGUUAUGAUAAGACCUAGCAUUUAGAAAAGUACAAGCUUUUUUUGGGGUAUUUGUAGACAUUUUAACUGUGGCAGUUUUUAGUGUAAUUUGUAUUCAGUUAGAUUAGGUAAGUAUUCUGUAGAUAUUAUUUAUUGCUAGACCAAAAAUGCUUGGAGAUUUAAUAUUAUAAGUUGUACUUAGUUGACAAAGAGAAAAAUGUUUAGAAAAAGUUAGUUUUAAUGUAGUAUUUUGUUCUACAUGAAUUUUAAUAUCAAAUAUUGACGAAAAUCUUAAAUAAUACGGUUUUUAUAAACAUGAAUAAUCAAAUUCCACUCAGAAUCGUUUCUAUUAUUAAUAGUUAACCGUUGCGUAUAGAUAUAAAUUAAAUACCCCUCUUUAUUCUACCUUCCCAACUUCUACAACAGUAGUCUGUCCACCGUACGAAGUAUAUCCUUUUGUUCCUUUUUGUUAGAUUAGGUUUAGUAAGUUCAUAAGGUCAUCUUUGACCUUUCACUAGUUUCAUUUUAAAUCAUGGGAAAUACUUAUUUUUACAGAUCCGGUGUUUACGACGAUCCAGAAUGUACAUCAAAUACGGUCAAUCACGCUAUGCUGUUGAUCGGAUACACGAAAAAUGCUUGGAUCUUGAAAAACUGGUGGAGCUCAAAAUGGGGUGACAAUGGCUACAUGUACCUGGCCCGUGGUAGGGACCAAUGCGCAGUGUCCAGUUAUGCUGCGUAUGCCACGAUAUUACCGAGGACUUAGUCACUUAUAUAAAAAUGUAUAAUAGAUGAG